Dioscorea cayenensis subsp. rotundata (Guinea yam) is the source of this 3583-nucleotide messenger RNA. RefSeq names its product receptor-like protein EIX2. Gene Ontology annotation, molecular function: protein binding. Lineage: Eukaryota; Viridiplantae; Streptophyta; Magnoliopsida; Dioscoreales; Dioscoreaceae. The transcript is spliced from 2 exons. The record is from RefSeq and is a predicted model, not a curated record. The coding region runs from base 24 to 3431 and encodes 1135 amino acids.
UGAGAGCUUCUCUCUUUGAUCUCAUGGAUUGUCUCUCAUUGUUUGUUUUUCUUGCUAGCCUUGUUGUCUCAGCAUUCCCUCCAUGUUAUGUUCAUGGUAUAAUUAGCUGCAUUGAAACUGAAAGGAUAGCGCUUCUCAGCAUCAAAGCAGGCAUUAAUCAGAGCGACGACCAAAGCUUGUUCUCUUCUUGGACUGGCCAUGACUGUUGCAAAUGGCAAGGCGUGAGCUGCAAUCAUGAAUCCCGGCAUGUCAUCAAGCUUGAUCUCCAACAGCACCCAUCUAAUGAUAUCUCUGAUUAUUAUGACUUGCCACCAAGUAAGUUGAACUCUUCUCUCAUUCAGCUUCAUCAAUUAAAGCACUUGGAUUUGAGCAUGAACAACUUCGAUGACUCCCCCAUCCCAGACUUCAUUGGCUCUUUUUCCAACCUUGAAUACCUUAAUCUCUCCAAUGCCGGAUUCAGUGGUGCCAUUCCUCAUACCUUUGGAAACCUAUCAUUCUUGCGUUAUCUUGAUCUUAGCUCAAAUUAUAAUCUACAACCCAAUGACCUCCACUGGCUCUCUGGAAUGACUUCUUUGCAUCAUCUUGAUUUGAGUGGAGGGAACCUUUCCAACGUGCAUGGUUGGCUUCAUGACAUUAACAGUGUGCUCCCCUCUCUACGUGUGUUGAAACUUUCUAAUGCUAAACUUCAAGGUGGUGGCAUUUAUGCUACUACUGAUCUGCCUCAUUAUCUCAACUUCACAUCUCUUCGUGUGCUUGAUCUUUCUUUCAAUUCUGACCUGAACAUCACUCUGUUUCAAUGGUUGUUCAAUCUCACUAACCUUAUUCAUCUUGAUCUCUCUGGUUGUGCUCUGUAUGGCAAGUUACCAGUCACAGUAGGUAACUUGAGUCGCUUGAGAGUCUUGAGCUUGUCCUUUAACUUUUUUUAUGGAGUGAUUCCAGAGUCCUUUGGAAAUCUCGGUAGCUUGGAGAAACUUGAUUUGUCAUGGAAUAAAUUCAUUGGAGGCAUUCCAGAAUCUCUUAGCAAUCUUACAAAUUUAGAGUACUUUGAUUUGUCUCAUAAUAAGAUUGGAAAGUUGCCAAAGAGCAUUGGGAGGAUGCAGAAGUUGGUGUACUUUGAUUUGGCUUAUAAUAACAUUGGAAAGCUGCCAAACAGCAUAGGGAGGCUGCAGAAUUUGGAGAUUUUUGAUGUAUCCAGAAACCAGGUUCAGGGAUUGAUGCCUGCAAGCAUUAGGGAUCUAAGAAACAUGCAAUACUUGGAUUUGUCACAGAAUAUGAUCAGUGGACCAAUUCCUGAAUCCUUUGGCAAUCUCACACUUUUGCAGUAUCUAUAUUUGUCUGAAAAUGCAAUAAGUGGAAUGUUACCAGAGAGUUUUGGAAAUCUUAGCCAAUUGUUGUGGUUGACAAUGCAGGCCAAUGGCAUCAAUGGAACAUUGCCAAAAGGCAUGGGGAAAUUAUGCAAGUUACAGACCUUGGAUUUAACUGGCAAUAUGAUCAGUGGAGGCAUAGAUGAUUUUGUUGAUGGACUGUCUAAAUACAGGGAGAACAAGUAUGGUUCUGCUUCAGAAAGUAGUGUGGGUCUAAAAACAUUGCGUAUGGGAAACAACAUGCUGAAUGGAGCAAUUCCAGAGAACAUAGGCAAAUUAUCUAAACUGUUUGAACUGAAUCUCUCUUCAAAUUAUUUGAUGGGUGUCUUAACUGAAUCUCAUUUUGCUAAUCUUGUAAACUUGAAAUAUUUGGACUUAUCCUACAACUCGUUGCAAUUGAAUGUAAGUGAGAAUUGGAAGCCUCCUUUUGAAUGCUUGCAGAUCAGAAUGUGUUCUAUCAAGGUAGGCUCAGUGUUUCCCACUUGGCUAAAAACUCAGACAUAUUUGAGUGACCUUUGCUUAUCAGAUGCUGGAAUUUCAGGCAACAUCCCUGCAUGGUUUGGAUAUCUAAGUCCCUCUUAUAGCUAUUUUCUCAAUCUAUCAAAUAACAAUUUGGAGGGGAGGCUACCAACUUCUUUGAAAAAUUACACUUUCUACAGCAUAGAUUUGAGUUCAAACAGAUUUGAAGGCCCAUUACCUGAGCUUGAUCCCUCCCCUUUGCUUGUUAUCUAUCUCAACAACAACUCAUUCUCUGGGUCUAUUCCUUCAUACUUUACUAAUGCUACUUAUAUUCAAGUUUUCUCUGUAUCUGACAAUCUUAUCAGUGGCAAUAUUCCGUCGUUCUUCUGUAACCUUACUAGCUUGGAAUUGCUUGAUAUAUCUAAUAAUGAUAUGUCUGGAAGACUUCCCAAUUGCUGGAAUCCAACAUCAGCAUUGGAAAUUAUUAAUUUAUCUGACAAUAAUUUCAUUGGUAAAAUUCCUGCUGGCCUUGUGUCCCUGACCAAUCUCCGAUCCUUACAUUUGAGAAACAAUAGCUUCUCUGGAGGUCUCCCCUUGUCCUUGAAAAUGGCCAAAAAGUUGGUCACUCUUGACAUUGGUGACAACAAACUCUCAGGUAGCAUACCAUCAUGGAUUGGAGAAAACCUUUCAUCUUUAAUAGUGCUUCGCUUAAGAUCAAAUUUAUUCCAGGGCAUCAUUCCAGAGCAAUUAUCAAAACUCUCCUCUCUUCAGAUCCUUGACCUUGCACACAACAACCUAUCAGGUUGCAUUCCUCAUUCUUUUGGAGAUUUCAAAGCCAUGGUAGUCACAAACCACACUCAAUGGUGGUCUUUGUUCUCUAUUUUGAGUGUUGCCGAGCCUUUAUUUCCCCCUGGCAGCAAUGGUGGUCAUAAUAGCUUUGCGUACUCAGAAUCUCUCUUAAUAAGUGCAAAGGGUCUUCAAAUGGAAUACUCCAAGGUUCUAUCAUUAGUCACAAGCAUAGACAUAUCAAACAAUAAGCUUUCCUGCGAGUUGCCUAAAGAACUGACCAAACUGCAUGGACUGCAUUUCUUGAAUCUUGCUUACAACCAUUUCAAUGGAAAGAUACCAGAAAACAUCAGUGAAAUGAAACAGCUGGAAUCCCUUGAUCUAUCAUGGAACAAUUUAAUUGGUACCAUUCCUUCAAGCAUGUCUACUUUGAACUUCUUGGCCCAUUUGAACCUUUCCCACAACAAUUUGUCAGGAAAAAUUCCAUCAGGCAGCCAACUUCAGACUUUCGAUUCAUCAGCUUACAAUUGGAAUCAUAAUCUUUGUGGAUCACCUCUUCAGGAUUGUGCUAAUGAGACACAUUAUUCCCAAGGUGCAAACAAGGAAGAAGGAAAAAGAGAAUGGUUAGAGAUGUUAUGGCUUUACGUAGGCCUUGCAAUGGGAUUCAUUACUGGCUUUUGGGUAAUCAUUGGCACCAUUAUUAUCAAGCAAACCAUAAGGAUUGCUUAUUUCAGAUCCAUUGACAAAGCAUAUGAUUGGCUAUAUGUGAAGAUGGUUAUGUACUCCCGGAGAUUCAAAUCAACUUUCUCAAAGAGGAACUAAGGACGGUCACAAAUAACAAGUCGGGUGAUCUAACUAGUUUGUAUCGAUAAAGCAAUGUUAGUCUAUUAUGUUGCAUUUGUUACGAGUCCUUGUUUAUUUUGUAUUUGAAUUGUAAGUUUGUAAUUUGAGUUAUUAUUGGAUAUGAAAUUGUA